AUGAAGCAAAUCGAAGCCCUUCUCCUCAACAACGAGGGACAUCCCAUCUCGACCAAACUGUGGACAAGAAAAGUCCUCACUGGUCCACUCCAAACGAUCAAGUUCCAACACACACUGAUCGAAGGUGUAAAUCCCUCUUCUCAGUCCACAAAAAUCACUCCUCAGAUUCUCAUAGGAUCCGAUCUUAUGUGGCAAAAUCUCAUAGAGAUCCAGCAAAUCUCUGAAAACUAUACUCUUGUCAAAACCAAGAUCGGCAACUUCCUCACGGGAAAAGCCAGACCAGAACUUACUCGCAACAAUUUCUCUAUAAUCUCAGGAGACUCAACGAUCAAGAUUACCAAAUGGAACAAAUCCUUUGUCGAAGAGCACGAAGAUUAUUCCGGAACAGAGAAAAUCGAGAAAGAACAACGAGACCAAAGAAUUCGAGCCGAGUUCCUCGAACAAAUCGAAACUAGAGACGAUGGGUACUACGUAGCCUUUCCCUGGAAAGACAACAUCAAAGAACUACCAGACAACAUCUCACUAGCACAACGAAGAUUCGUUAGCUUGGUAAUGAGUCUCUCCAAGAAACCGACAUUUUUACAAGAAUAUCACAGCAUCCUAGCUGACCAACUGCAGAAAGGAGUCAUCGAAGACGCCUCCACUCCAUACCCAAACGCCAGAACCAUUCAUUACAUCGCGCACCAAGCAGUAGUCACUCCGCAGAAAGACACUACUAAGCUACGGAUCGUCUAUGACGCUUCUGGCCACUACCAGAACAAGCCAAGUCUGAACGAUACCAUACACCAAGGACCUCUCAUGCUACCCUCCCUAACAGGCAUGCAUCUUCGAUUUCGAACAGGCAAAUACGCAUUCAUAGCAGAUGUGAAAAAAGCCUUCCUUCAAAUCAGACUGCUAGAAAGCGAGAGAGACGCGACUAGGUUCUUCUGGCUCAAAGACAUAUCAAAGCCACUCACUCCAGAUAACAUCACCACGUACCGGUUCACAAGAGUUCCGUUCGGAAUAAAUGCAUCUCCCUUCCUACUAGGGGCAACCAUGCAUUACCAUUUCCAACAACAGGACAACGAACUAGCCUCAUUACUCCACCAAAAUCUUUACGUGGAUAACGUCCUACUGUCCACUAACGACGAACCCAAGUUGUUAGGCUGGCAAGAAGACUCGAAAAAGAUGUUUCAAGACAUGAACAUGGAACUAAGAGAGUUCACAUCCAACUCAACUCGUUUCAAAAACAUGCUAUCUGACGAAGAACGCAAUACCUCACAUACCCCCAAGGUAUUAGGUAUUACAUGGGACACACGCACAGACCAUUGGGCUUAUAGAGUAAAAGCUCCCGAUGCUAAAUACACCAAACGAGGUAUAUCACAAGCUAUCGCAAGCAUCUACGACCCAAUGGGAUGGGUUUGUCCAUUACUACUACCACUCAGACUAUUUCUGCAACGUCUCUGGGACGAAAUGCUUGACUGGGACACUCCACUGCCAGACAAACUAACAUAUGAAUGGGAAAAUCUAGCACGACAGGUAACCUUAUCUAAGAACAUACCUCGAGCGAUACGACCCUCACCCAACAACGAAUACCUCCUAGUUACUUGCACAGACUCAAGUAGCACGUCUGUAGGUAUAGCGAUAUACAUUGUUCCCGAAAAUCAGUCCAGUGCCACGCUACUGUUCGCGAAAAGCAAACUACACUCACGCUCCACAAGCAUCACAAUUCCCAAAGCGGAAUUUUCAGCUUUAAGCAAAGGUGUCACUAACACACUCAACACCUUACGCGAGCUAAGGAACAGUGUUAGCAUAAAAAAGGUUGUUUUUCUAUCCGAUUCCGAGAUCGCAUUAGCAUGGAUCAAAACAAAACCUGAAAGAAAAACAACUGGGACAUUCGUAUACAACCGCAUCAAACAGAUACUAGCAGAAUCUGACCUCAUCCGCGAACAAGGCGCCACACCAUACUUCGGCUACAUCAACACCAAAGAUAACCCGGCAGAUAUCGCCACUCGCGGAGCCACAGGUGAAACGCUUGAGAAACACAUCUGGUGGAACCCAAUUCUGGAAAUCAUUCCUGCGAUUAACUCUACUACUCUAAUCACACCAGAAAGCCCUUCAGAUGAUCCACCAGAAGUACAAGUCAACGUCGUAACCAAGCACACCUCUUACGAAGAAGUAUGGUUACAGAACUGUAAAACCUGGGACGAAGCUUUAGACCUGUGGAUAUCAGAGAAUAAUCCGAUCGACACUCUACCAACAGCUAAACUCUAUGCACAAGCUGAGCAAGCUCUCCUCAUCCGUCAUCAAACAGACAUACUAGACCGACUUACAGCUUCCCAACGCUUAGAUCUCAGACCCGAACUCAAGGGUAAACUCUGGGUCAGCAAAGGAAGACUGUCAAAAGCCGAACUUCCGGAAGACGCAAUAACACCAAUCAUCAUACUUCCGAAAACCCCCACAGCACGUCUAUUAAUCUCAAAAGCCCAUGACGAGUACCACAAAAGUGUCGCUCACACUAUGGCCGACAUACGCCAGCGAUUCUGGAUCCCACAGUUACGAUCUCAAGUAACAUCGAUCACCAGACAAUGCGUAGAAUGUCAGAGAUUCAACAACAGACCUUUCGAGUACCCUCCAUCAGGACAACUCCCAGGUCGACGCAUCGCACAAUGCAAACCAUUCCAACAUGUAGGAUUAGACUACUUCGGUCCACUCAAGACGACCGACCAAGGUAACGUCUACGGCUGCAUCUAUACAUGCACUGUCACACGACUAAUCCACCUUGAAGUCAUCUCAGACCUCACAGUAAUAUCCUUCAUCAACUGCCUACGCAGCAUUUGGAGCAGACGCGGGUUUCCAGAAACCAUAACAAGCGAUAACGCCUCCACCUUUGAGCUCGGACAGAAAAUAUCCGAUAAAAUAAUAUGGCUCGAAGACCAAACCGAGCUUCAUAACGCUCUAGCUCGCAGAAGGAUCACUUGGUACAGAAUCACUCCAUACGCCCCCUGGCAAGGAGGAUUCUACGAGAGACUAAUCCGUUCAACAAAACAAGCGAUGUACAAAACACUCCAAGGCAUCCCAAAAAGAGAAGAACUCGUAGUCAUACUCCAUGAAUGCGAAGCCACUAUCAACUCACGACCCCUAACCUUCGUAGCAACCGACAGUGGCUUCCAUGAAAUACUUCGUCCAACUGACUUCAUAUACAAAAAUCUGAAUGUCACCUUUGAAAUCGAAUCAGACAACGACGAUGAAGAGUACUGCGGCUGA
Molecule: messenger RNA, 3246 nt
Organism: Auanema sp. JU1783
Lineage: Eukaryota; Metazoa; Nematoda; Chromadorea; Rhabditida; Rhabditidae
Source: the annotation of a GenBank genome assembly